Molecule: messenger RNA, 1195 nt
Organism: Xyrauchen texanus (razorback sucker)
Lineage: Eukaryota; Metazoa; Chordata; Actinopteri; Cypriniformes; Catostomidae
Exons: 3
Coding region: 85-783 (232 amino acids)
Source: RefSeq, a predicted model, not a curated record
AUUCACUUGCAUUGUGGGGACCUACAGAGCUGAAAUAUUCAUUUGUGUUCUGCAGAAGAAAGAAAAUCACACAUCUUGGAUGGCAUGAGGGUUUUCACACUGUUGCAGAGGGCAAUUCUUGUUCUCUUUCUGCUUCCUCUUUGUACUGAAAGUGUGAAGGGCGAGACUGUGAAUAUUGACACUCUUGGCCGCAUUAAAACUUUUCUUCAUGAGAAUUAUGAAAUAGGCCAGUAUGCAGCAGCCAUCAAUGUCCCAAAGGAGCAGUGUCAGGUGAAUUUCAGUCCCUCAACCGACACGUUUCUGAAAGAUGACAAAGGAGAAAAUGUGAAAAACAUUAUAAAAGGUGAUGAAUAUCCUGUCUACAAAGGCGAAGAGCUCAUUGCUGCAGGGGUUCAGAAUAAUCCAAAUCCUGCUCAUUCAGAAUUUCUGCUUUUGAAUCCUCCAGAUGAUAAUACUGAAUCCCCUUUGAAAUAUUUGAUGAAUAAGGGAACGGACAGAUGUGUUGUUUUCUACACCUUAAACUCUCCCUGUAUUCAAACCUGUCUCAGAGGAAAGUAUAACAUUAUACCAGGUGUUAAUAAAUUAAAAAGGUACAAGGGAAUGAAAGCCUUUGUUUUCACAAAUAUCUGGACAAAUGACCAGGGCAGAACAGAGGUCCUGAGAGAAAAACUGAAGCUGAUUGCUGAUAGAGUUCCACUUUACCGCUGCAAGGUCAACAACCCUUGUGUGCUUUGUGGAGAACCAGGGUCAACAGAAAUAGAUGAGAUGUGCUUGAAUACUUAAACCAAAGUUUAGUUCUACCUUGCUCUGUCAGUCACGUUGAAAUGUUUUCCAGCAAUUCUUCUUUAGUUUGGCUAAUGUGUUAAUGAAGCUUCAAGAGAGCAAACACACACCUGUGUUGCAUUUUAUUUCUUUAAUUAUUUUCUUAUAAAUGUCUUAUAUAUUUACUAAUUUCUUUAUGUAUCAUUUUAUAUACUCAUCACUUUUCAUUCUCAUAACUUUAAUAAUAAUUUUAUAUAAAUGUCCUGAUUAAUCUUAUGCUGUGUGCUGUAAUGUGUUCACAAUUAAAUAAAGAGAGGUCUUCCACAUCAUGGGACGAUGUUGUGAAUAAUUCAUUUUCCUUUGUCUUUGCUUAAUAAUAACAUUUGUUGAACUUGUGCUGGUCAGAUGAAGUCAGACUGAGCAUCAAGGCUGU